UCAACUCUCUGUCAUAUCCAAAUAUUCCGGACAAUGGAUUCACUAAAACAGUCUAUUUCGGAUAUGAACACUGAAUUUAAUCAACGAAUGAUGGAAUUUCAAAAAGAACUGCAAAAAACAUCACACCCACCUGCAUCUACAAGUCCUACCUCAAAACUUGCCAGUGAUUUUGAAGCUUUCCGUUCCUUCGUCUGCAAAGCGCUUCAGUCUCUCCAAGCCCAAGUAAAUCUUCUUACAAACAUACAAGACCAGCUGGAGAUGCGAAGCCGCCGGAAGAUGCUGCUCAUCCACGGUAUUGCAGAACACGAUAAAGAAGAUAUCACGGCUGUCGUUACAAAAAUAAUUUCUGAUGACAUUAACGUUCCUGAUGUUGAUAAAGAUGCCUUCAGUCGUUGUCACAGAUUAGGCCAUCAGAGAUCCAAGAAUCCUCGACCAGUUUUGGUGAAGUUUUGUGAUAUUCGUGUUCGCAAUAGUGUGUGGUUUUCUAAAGCCUGUUUAAAGGAUUCUGGUUACACUGUUUCAGAGUUCCUUACAAAGAGUCGUCACGAUACAUUUAUGAGUGCCCGUAAGCGACUUGGUGUAACAAAAUGCUGGACCCGUGAUGGUCAAAUUUUCCUAAUCGACUCUUCAAACACUAGACACCGCAUCACUUGUAUGUCCGAAUUGGAUGCCAUUAUAUCUUCUUCCAACCCCGAAAAUUCUUCAAGCGCGGCUGGGACUUCACAGGAUGCCGAAAAGAAUAAGAAGACCAUACCUAAUGCAAGGUCAAAAAGAAUUCCCAAAGCUCGUUAACGUACGUUUUAUUUAUUUUCUAAAUAUCUAUUUUUAAACAAGGACUAUUCUAAAACAAUUAACUAUUUCACUCGAUUUUCUAUUUCAUUAGUUUUAAAGUUUUACUUGUUUCUUGCACUGAAUAUGAGAUUAUCACAAUAAUUGUUUACAACUUUAAAUUCAACUACCCUCAAUAAAUUUAUUUUUUAUUAAUAUGUUAUGAGCAAUUUUUUCAGUGUAAUAUUCGAUGUUCCGGAUACUAGCAAUUUGAUUAACGGUUGGAAACAGUGUUACCAUGAUGUAAAAAUAUAAAUACAUUUUCUUUUCAUUUUGUGUUCGACACUGGCUGGUACAGGAAU
Molecule: messenger RNA, 1130 nt
Organism: Colias croceus (clouded yellow)
Lineage: Eukaryota; Metazoa; Arthropoda; Insecta; Lepidoptera; Pieridae
Exons: 1
Coding region: 34-792 (252 amino acids)
Source: RefSeq, a predicted model, not a curated record